AUGGGCUGCGUCCAAUGCAAGGAUAAAGACGCAGCCAAACUCACCGACGAGCGCGAUGCCGGCCUCACGCACCACCCCGGCUACCGCUAUGGCGCCGAGCCCACGCCGCAGCAUUACCCUCCAAGCUUCGGGGUUACCACCAUCCCCAAUUACAACAACUUCCACAGCGGAGGCGGCGGCGCUACACAAGGGGUCACCGUCUUUGGAGGCGUUCACACAUCCUCACAAUCGGGCACGCUGCGCUCACGAGGAGGAACAGGGGUGACGCUGUUCGUGGCUCUGUACGACUACGAAGCCCGGACCGACGAUGACCUCAGCUUCAGGAAAGGGGAGAGGUUCCAGAUCCUCAACAGCACAGAGGGUGACUGGUGGGAGGCGCGUUCCCUUACCACAGGUGGAACUGGUUAUAUUCCCAGUAAUUAUGUCGCUCCUGUGGACUCCAUCCAGGCUGAAGACUGGUAUUUUGGUAAACUUGGCCGGAAGGAUGCGGAGCGACAACUGCUGUCCAGCGGCAACGCCAGAGGCACGUUCCUCAUUCGGGAAAGCGAGACAACCAAAGGGGCUUACUCCCUCUCCAUCCAGGAUUGGGAUGAUAUCAAGGGAGACCACGUCAAACAUUACAAGAUUCGCAAACUGGACAGCGGCGGUUACUACAUCACCACCCGAGCCCAGUUUGAGACGCUUCAGCAGCUGGUGCACCAUUAUUCCGCGAGGGCGGCGGGGUUGUGCUGCCGACUGAUUGUGCCCUGUCACAAGGGCAUGCCCCGUCUGACAGACCUGUCCGUCAAAACCAAAGACGUGUGGGAAAUCCCGCGGGAGUCGCUGCAACUCAUCAAGCGUCUCGGCAAUGGACAGUUUGGGGAAGUCUGGAUGGGCACAUGGAACGGCACCACCAAGGUGGCUGUGAAGACCCUUAAGCCGGGAACCAUGUCGCCUGAGUCCUUCCUAGAGGAGGCUCAGAUCAUGAAGAAGCUGCGGCAUGACAAGCUGGUCCAGCUGUACGCCGUGGUUUCCGAGGAGCCCAUCUACAUCGUCACCGAGUACAUGAAUAAAGGGAGUUUGCUUGACUUCCUUAAAGAUGGAGAAGGACGAGGCCUGAAACUUCCAAAUCUGGUAGACAUGGCUGCUCAGGUGGCAGCUGGCAUGGCGUACAUCGAGAGGAUGAACUACAUCCACAGAGACCUGCGCUCUGCCAACAUCCUGGUCGGAGACAGUCUGGUUUGUAAGAUUGCUGACUUUGGUCUGGCCAGGCUGAUUGAGGACAACGAGUACACAGCGAGGCAAGGUGCAAAGUUUCCCAUUAAGUGGACCGCACCUGAGGCAGCGCUCUACGGAAAGUUCACCAUCAAAUCCGACGUGUGGUCCUUCGGCAUCCUGCUCACGGAGCUUGUAACCAAGGGCCGGGUGCCUUACCCAGGCAUGAACAAUCGUGAGGUGCUGGAGCAAGUGGAGCGGGGCUACCGAAUGCCAUGCCCGCAGGACUGCCCCACGUCGCUGCACGAGCUCAUGGUGCAGUGCUGGAAGAAAGACCCUGAGGAGAGGCCCACCUUCGAGUACCUGCAGGCCUUUUUGGAGGACUACUUCACUGCCACAGAGCCUCAAUACCAGCCGGGAGAUAACCUCUGA
Messenger RNA from Nerophis lumbriciformis (worm pipefish), 1626 nucleotides. Lineage: Eukaryota; Metazoa; Chordata; Actinopteri; Syngnathiformes; Syngnathidae. The record is from RefSeq and is a predicted model, not a curated record.